AUGUCUGACAAUCACGAAGAAGAGUCACAGGCUCUGGAAGAGCGAUUCAAAUCCGCUCUCUGGCUCGCAAUUGGCAAGAUUGUCGAUGAAGAAACCAUGCAACUCGACGUCAAUGCCACUCCUCAGUUUAUCGGUGCCUUGACGGAGAUGGUAUGGGCUCAGAUUGAAACCGCCAGUCAGGAUUUGGAAGCAUUUGCUAAACAUGCGGGGCGAUCUACUAUCAAUGUCAAUGAUGUGAUGCUGCUAGCGCGACGCAAUGAAGGUCUAGAGUCCAUUUUGCGCGCGUUUGCUGAUCAGCAGAAAGAGUUGGCUCAGCAGCAGCAACAGCAACAAUCUCGAGAUGGCGACAGUGACUGA
This is a messenger RNA of Talaromyces atroroseus, 357 nucleotides long. RefSeq lists its product as hypothetical. The transcript is spliced from 4 exons. Gene Ontology annotation, molecular function: chromatin binding; protein heterodimerization activity. NCBI's taxonomy places the organism in Eukaryota, Fungi, Ascomycota, Eurotiomycetes, Eurotiales, Trichocomaceae. The record is from RefSeq and is a predicted model, not a curated record. Gene Ontology annotation, cellular component: Fanconi anaemia nuclear complex; FANCM-MHF complex. Gene Ontology annotation, biological process: resolution of meiotic recombination intermediates; replication fork processing. Bases 1 to 357 code for a protein of 118 amino acids.